This is a messenger RNA of Rhinocladiella mackenziei CBS 650.93, 615 nucleotides long. RefSeq lists its product as uncharacterized. Gene Ontology annotation, biological process: mRNA splicing, via spliceosome. Gene Ontology annotation, cellular component: U12-type spliceosomal complex. Bases 1 to 615 code for a protein of 204 amino acids. The transcript has 3 exons. The record is from RefSeq and is a predicted model, not a curated record. Gene Ontology annotation, molecular function: pre-mRNA intronic binding; U12 snRNA binding. Lineage: Eukaryota; Fungi; Ascomycota; Eurotiomycetes; Chaetothyriales; Herpotrichiellaceae.
AUGUCUACGAAGCCGGCCCAAGUUGCCUCUAAAGACAAAGAUUCUCAAAAUGCGGGAACACCAAACCAGACAUUAUAUUUGAAGAAUCUGAACGACUCGAUCAACAAGAACGAACUAAAACGCGCUCUGUACAUGCUCUUUUCGACGUAUGGACCUGUCCUGGACAUAGUGACGACGCGAAUCGGAUCCAGAGGCCAAAGCAUGCGUGGCCAGGCACACAUUGUCUUUCGCGACAUACAGACGAGUACUCAAGCUAUGCGAGCGUUACAAGGAUUCGACCUUUUCGGGAAGGAGAUGGUUAUUGUCUACGCCAAGGGACAAUCACAGAUAAUUCCGAAACUUCGAGGGACGUUUGAACCACCGGCCCCUGUAAAGUCGGUUCCCGAAUCUACACUGCCACAGAAAUCCAUCUUUGAUGUCCCUCCUGGGGCCGGAAUCCCAAGCAAACCAAUCGAGAACGGAGUGAAGGCUACCGAAACAGCUCCUGACAAUUUGCCCCAUGGGACCAAGAGAGCGCGUGAAGAAGAGGAGGAGGAGGAGGAGGAGGAAGAGAAUGAAGUGCCAAUGGAAGAGGAUGAAGAUGAUGCGCCGAUGGAAGAGGAUGAGGACGAUUGA